Messenger RNA from Rotaria socialis, 2613 nucleotides. The record is from the annotation of a GenBank genome assembly. NCBI's taxonomy places the organism in Eukaryota, Metazoa, Rotifera, Eurotatoria, Philodinida, Philodinidae.
AUGUUCUGUUCACCAAAUGAAACAUCAACUGGUGGUGGCAUGACAGUUUGGACUGAAAAUGGGUUUACAUUAUGUUUCUUUGAUACUCUUACAACAUCAAUUUUAUUUGGUUUUAUGUUUCUUUUUGGUUUAAUUCAAUUCAUUUUUUAUAAACUAUAUGGAUUUAAGAUUGAACGAGAAUAUAUUGAUUCAUCAGUUUUGUAUUAUAUUCAAGUUACAUUAACAGUUUUAUUAGCAUGUGAACCAACAUUACUGUACGCAACUGAAACAACAGCACUUGGAAAAACAAAAAUUGCAAGUUAUACCAUAUUUCGCUGUGUUCUUCGUACGAUUGCUUGGUUGCUUUCAUUAAUAAUUCUUCGUGUCGAGCGAACUAAAACAAUGCCAACAGCUCAAUCACGUGGACAUGGUUUGAUCAUACUUAUAUUUUGGUGUUUAUCGGUUCUGAUUGAAAUAUUCGCAUUGAUAUCUUAUCGUUCACCAUUUUGGUUUUUUCAAACAAUUGUUCAAAAUAAAACAUCAGCUGACGAAAUACAUUUAGUUCGUUUUGGUUAUUGGAUAUUUCGACUAAUUGCAACAGUAUUUAUAUUUUCUAUUGGUCUACGUGCACCAGGUGUACCACGAAGACGUUAUGCUAUUUUGUUAAAUCGAUCUCAUUCACAAAUUGAAGAAGAAAAAGAAAAAGAAAAUGUUUGGUCUAAAUUUUUCCGACAUUUUAAAACUUUAGCACCAUUCAUAUGGCCACGCGGACAUUAUGGUUUACAAUGUAAUAUCAGUAUUUGCGUUUUGAUACUUUUAUCAGGUCGAUUACUUUCAAUAGAAGUACCAAGAUAUACAAAAUUAAUUACUGAUGAAUUAAUUCAAUCAAGUAAUGGUACAACCGAUACAUUGUUCAAUCUUGGCGCUCGAUUACGUUCACCAAACACUUGGCCAUGGAGAUUGGUAUUAGUUUUAAUGGUUGUUCGGUUUUUACAAGGUUCUGGUGGAUUUGGCUCAGGAGCACUAAGUAUCAUACGAUCAACCCUAUGGACGAAAGUUGAGCAAUAUACAACACGUUCAUUAAAAAUUCGAGUAUUUUCACAUUUACAUGACUUAUCACUACGCUGGCAUUUAUCACGAAAAACUGGUGAAGUAUUACGUAUUGUUGAUCGUGGCACAGAUUCAGUUGAUUCAUUACUUAACUAUGUAGUAUUUAGUAUAUUUCCAACAAUAGCAGAUAUUAUCAUUGGUAUUGUUUAUUUCGUUGUUCAAUUUAAUAUUUGGUUUGGUAUAAUUGUAUUUGCAACAAUGUUUAUCUAUCUUGUGCUAACAAUUUUUAUAACGGAAUGGCGUACAAAAUAUAAAAAAGAAAUGAAUAAACUAGAUAAUGCUAUGAGUGCGACUGCUGUUGAUUCGUUACUUAAUUUUGAAACUGUGAAAUAUUAUGGUGCAGAAGAAUAUGAAGUGACACAAUAUCGUGAUGCGAUAGGAAAAUAUCAAAAGGCUGAAUGGGUAAAUCAAUUAACGUUACAAUUAUUAAAUUUUGUUCAAUCAAUUUUAAUUGGUAUUGGUUUAACAAUUGGUUCACUUUACUGUGCUUGGCUUGUUAGUGCUAAACAUGAAUUAACUGUUGGUGAUUAUGUUUUAUUUGGUACAUAUAUACUUCAAUUAUAUACACCAUUGAAUUUUUUUGGUACUUAUUAUCGUCUAAUACAACAAGCAUUUAUUGACAUGGAAAAUAUGCUUGAUUUACUUGAUAUCAAACCCGAUGUACAAGAUUCACCACUUGCUAAAGAUAUUGUUAUUAAUAAUGGAAUGAUUGAAUUUGAUAAUGUUUGUUUUCAUUAUCAACCAGAACGGCCAAUUCUUAAAAAUAUUUCAUUUAAUAUUUUACCUGGACAAACUUUAGCUAUUGUUGGACCCUCAGGAGCAGGAAAAAGUACGAUUGUUCGUCUACUCUUUCGUUUUUAUGAUAUUCAAAGUGGUUCGAUCAAGAUUGAUGGAACAGAUAUUUCAAAUAUAACGCAAAAUUCACUUCGCCGUUCGAUUGGUGUUGUCCCACAAGAUACGGUCUUAUUUAAUAAGGAUGUUUUAUACAAUAUUCGUUAUGGUCGAGUCUCAGCAACAGAUCGAGAAGUUGAAAAUGCUGCACGUACUGCUGAAAUGCAUGAUCGUAUCAAUACAUUUCCUGAAGGAUAUAAAACAAUUGUAGGUGAACGUGGUUUGAAAUUAUCUGGCGGUGAAAAGCAACGCGUAGCCAUUGCUCGAACACUUCUCAAAGCACCGGCUGUAGUUUUACUAGAUGAAGCAACGUCAGCACUUGAUACAUUCACUGAACGCCAAAUUCAGUCAGCAUUAAGAAGUGUUUGUGAAGGACGUACAACAUUAAUUGUUGCUCAUCGUCUAUCAACUAUUACACAUGCCGAUAUUAUUAUUGUUGUUAGUGAAGGUAGCAUUAUUGAACGUGGUUCACAUGAUGAACUUUUAGCUAAACCCGAUGGUACUUAUGCAGCAAUGUGGAAACAACAAUCAACAUCAUAUUCAGAUGCCGAUAAACCAACGACUACCAGUGAUAAUAUUAUAAAUUCAAAAGCAUUCCAUUCAACAGAGAAUCAACAAAAUGAUGAUCAUUAG